GCACAAGCAACUGGAGGGCAUCUUAGUGGUCUCUCAGCAGUUCCACGAGACUCUGGAGCCCCUGAGUGAGUGGGCUGCAGCCACAGAGAAACAUUUAAUCAACUCUGAGCCAAUCGGCACUGAGACAUCCAAGUUAGAGGAUCAGAUCUCCCAUCAUAAGGCCUUAGAGGAGGAGAUUAUGAACCACAGUAAAGACCUGUUUCAGGCCGUCAGUCUGGGCCAAAUGCUCAAAGCGGUGAGCUCGGUGGAGGACAAGGAGUUUGUUCAGUCCAAACUGGACUCCGCUCAGGCCGGUUACAUAGAGCUCCAGGAGCGAUGCCGGAGGAAAGCCGACAUGCUGCAGCAAGCGCUGGCGAAUGCCCAGCUGUUCGGAGAGGACCAAGUAGCCCUCAUGAAUUGGCUGAAUGAGGUGCACUCCAGGCUGGGUGACGUUUCGUUGGAGGACUACAAAACAGAUGUUCUUGACAAACAGCUGACAGAGCAGCGGACACUACAAAGUGAUAUUGAAUCAAAGAAAAAGAACGUUGAUCAGGCCAUUUCAAAUGGGAUGGAGCUGCUGAAACAAACAACAGGUGAUGAGGUUGUAAUCAUCCAAGGCAAACUGGAUGGGAUAAAAACAAAGUACGCAGAGAUAAAUUCGAUGAGUGCAAAUGUUUUGAAGACCCUGGAGCGAGUGUUGAGUCUCUCCAACAAGAUGCAGGACACUCAUAAGAACCUGAGCUCCUGGUUAGAAAAAGCGGAGGUGGAGAUAAAAAUGUUUGCUGACCAGGAGCCGGCCGACAAGCAGCUGAUUCAUUCACAGAACAGGCAGAAAGCCUUACUAAAAGAAACUAAAGAACAAAAGCCUGUGUUAGACAAGCUGAAUGAACUGAGCAGCUCACUCCUGGAUCUGAUCCCGUGGCACACCAGAGAGAGUUUGGACAAGCUGGUGACGGAUGAUAACGAGCGGUACCGAGCUGUCUGUGACACCAUCGCUCAGCGGGUUGACCGGAUCAACGCUGACAUUCUCAAAUCGCAGCAGUUUGAGCAGGCUGCAGACACUGAACUCUCAUGGCUAGCUGAGGCGGAGAGGAAGUUACUGUCAAUGGGUGACAUCAGGUUGGAGCAGGACCAAACCACAGCCCAGCUGCAAGCACAGAAGAUUUUCUCCAUGGACAUCAUGAAACAUAAAGACAUUGUGGAUGAGAUUGUGAAAACAGGAAAAACCAUCAUGAGCACCAAAAACUCUGAAGAGAAGGAAGCUUUGAAGGCCAAGACCCAAACGCUCGUGGAGAAGUAUGGUGUCGUCAGUCAUCUGAACUCGGAGCGCUGUCUGCAGCUGGAGCGAGCCCAGUCUCUGGCCACGCAGUUCUGGGAGACCCACGAGGAGAUGUGGCCGUGGCUGCUGGAAACUGUGAGCACCUUCAGCCAGCUGCCCCCGCCUGCCAUCGAGUAUGAAACACUCAAGCAGCAACAGGAAGAGCUCAGGCAAAUGCGAGAGCUGAUUGCUGAGCACAAGCCUCACAUCGAUAAGAUGAACAAGACAGGGCCGCAGUUACUUGAAUUAAGCCCGGUGGAGGGAGCCCCCAUCAGAGAGAAAUACACAGCCUCUGACCAGCUCUACACCAAACUCAAGGCUGAUGUCACACAGAGAGCUGCCACUUUGGAUGAAGCCAUCUCCAAAUCCACACAGUUCCAUGAUAAAAUCGAACCCAUGCUGGAGUCUUUGGAACGUAUCGCUGAACGCCUGCGCCAGCCUCCAUCCAUCUCGGUGGAGGUGGACAAAAUCAAGGAGCAGAUCCUUGAAAACAAGGCCAUGUCUGUGGAUCUGGAGAAACUGCAGCCCUCUUAUGAGACACUGAAACAGCGAGGUGAAGAGAUGAUCGCCCGAUCUGAAGGCGCAGAUAAGGACAUAUCUGCCAAAGCUGUGCAAGACAAACUGGACCACAUGGUUUUCCUGUGGAAUGACAUCCAGGCCUUGUUGGAAGAGCGCGAGGCAAAGUUGCUGGAUGUGAUGGACCUGGCAGACAAGUUCUGGUGCGAUCACUGUGCCCUCAUUGUCACCAUUAAAGACAGCCAGGACCUGCUGAGGGAGCUGGAGGAGCCCGGAGUCGACCCUUCUGUUGUCAAGCAGCAGCAGGAAUUUGUGGAGGUGAACUGA
Nematolebias whitei (Rio pearlfish) is the source of this 2140-nucleotide messenger RNA. RefSeq names its product dystonin. Gene Ontology annotation, molecular function: structural molecule activity; microtubule binding. The record is from RefSeq and is a predicted model, not a curated record. NCBI's taxonomy places the organism in Eukaryota, Metazoa, Chordata, Actinopteri, Cyprinodontiformes, Rivulidae. Gene Ontology annotation, cellular component: membrane; cytoplasm; focal adhesion. Gene Ontology annotation, biological process: intermediate filament cytoskeleton organization; hemidesmosome assembly; cytoplasmic microtubule organization.